Messenger RNA from Erinaceus europaeus (western European hedgehog), 1831 nucleotides. RefSeq names its product RAD23 homolog A, nucleotide excision repair protein (gene RAD23A). Gene Ontology annotation, cellular component: nucleoplasm; cytosol. Gene Ontology annotation, biological process: proteasome-mediated ubiquitin-dependent protein catabolic process; nucleotide-excision repair. The record is from RefSeq and is a predicted model, not a curated record. The transcript has 9 exons. NCBI's taxonomy places the organism in Eukaryota, Metazoa, Chordata, Mammalia, Eulipotyphla, Erinaceidae. The coding region runs from base 93 to 1154 and encodes 353 amino acids. Gene Ontology annotation, molecular function: ubiquitin binding; proteasome binding; polyubiquitin modification-dependent protein binding.
GCGCGCGGCGCGGCUGGGCGCUAAGAUGGCGGCGGCGUGAGUUGCAUGUUGUGUGAGGAUCCCGGGGCCGCCGCGUCGCUCGGCUCCCCGCCAUGGCCGUCACCAUCACGCUCAAGACUCUGCAGCAGCAGACCUUCAAGAUCCGCAUGGAGCCGGACGAGACGGUGAAGGUUCUGAAGGAGAAGAUAGAAGCUGAGAAGGGGCGCGAGGCCUUCCCUGUGGCCGGGCAGAAGCUUAUCUACGCGGGCAAGAUCCUGAGCGACGAUGUGCCCAUCCGCGACUACCACAUCGACGAGAAGAACUUCGUGGUCGUCAUGGUGACCAAGGCCAAAGCCAGCCCGAGCACCCCCGUCCCCCCCGAGGCCCCCCCCACAGCCACCCCCGAAGUCCCUGCCACGUCCCAGUCCCCACCUGCCACCUGCGAGGGCGAGGACCACAGCCCGGCCGAGGAGUCGGGUCCCGCCACCUCCCCGGAGUCCGUGACGGGCUCCGUUACCUCUUCAGGGAGCAGCGGGAGGGAGGAGGACGCGGCCUCCACGCUAGUGACGGGAUCGGAGUACGAGACCAUGUUGACGGAGAUCAUGUCCAUGGGGUACGAGCGUGAGCGGGUGGUGGCCGCCCUGCGCGCCAGCUACAACAACCCACACCGCGCGGUGGAGUACCUGCUCACGGGAAUCCCGGGAAGCCCUGAGCCUGAGCAGGGGCAAGAGAGGCAAUUGGCUGAGCAGUCGGCCACGGAAGCAGGAGAGAACCCCCUGGAGUUCCUGAGGGACCAGCCUCAGUUCCAGAAUAUGCGCCAAGUGAUCCGCCAGAACCCCGCACUGCUGCCCGCAUUGCUCCAGCAGCUGGGCCAGGAGAACCCGCAGCUGCUCCAGCAAAUCAGCCGCCACCAGGAGCAGUUCAUCCAGAUGCUCAACGAGGCUCCGGUGGAGCUGGGGGACGUGUCGGACGCUGAGGGUGAGGCGGGCGCCAUCGGGGAGGAGGCUUCCCACAUGAACUACAUCCAGGUCACCCCGCAGGAGAAGGAGGCCAUCGAGCGGCUGAAGGCGCUGGGCUUCCCCGAGAGCCUGGUGAUCCAGGCCUACUUCGCCUGCGAGAAGAACGAGAAUCUGGCCGCCAAUUUCCUCCUGAGUCAGAACUUGGACGACGAGUGAUGCUGGGGGGGUGGGGCGGGGCCCCCCCAGGCCGCCCCCCACCAGCCCUGGCCCCCUUCCUCCACCCCACCCCAGCCCCCAACGAACGCUGCAAAAGUUUUAUAAAAGAAAAAAAAAAGUAUAUAUAUAUUCAUGUUUAUUUAAGAAGCGGAGAAGAAAAAAAAAAUCAAAAACCUUAAAAAAAAGCCGCCAGCCCCCCAACUUCCCAGCCGCCCGAGGACCCCCCCUUCCUCGUUGGCCUGAGAAGACCCGGGCCAGACAUCUGUGGCCCCCUCCCCGCACCGCGAGCUGCCAGCCCUGCCGGCGACAGAUGGCCCCCCUUGGCCUCUGUCCCAGCUCCCGCGGCAGCCAGGCAGCCAGAUGGGAAGGCGAAAGGCGAAAGGCGGGCUGGCUCCCCCAGAGCCCCAGAAGCCCCCCAGGGUAGGGGGGUUGGGCAGCGCCCCCACUUGAGCGCUCACAGGAGCAGCCAGACCUGGCCCCCGCCCCCCGCCCGGUUCUCCAUUUGCUGGGCGAAGGGACAGGGAACCUGAGCGGAGUCCCCCCAACAACGGGGGAGAAAUGGGGGUGACACCCCAACCCUUCAGCCCAAACACACCCGGAGCGCCCCCUCCCCACCCUCUCCCCCCAAAAAGAAAACAACUGAAGGUUUGGAAGCGAAUAAAGUUUUUAAAAGCCGG